Messenger RNA from Phaeoacremonium minimum UCRPA7, 735 nucleotides. Its product is annotated as putative short-chain dehydrogenase reductase sdr protein. NCBI's taxonomy places the organism in Eukaryota, Fungi, Ascomycota, Sordariomycetes, Togniniales, Togniniaceae. Gene Ontology annotation, cellular component: intracellular anatomical structure. The coding region runs from base 1 to 735 and encodes 244 amino acids. The transcript has a single exon. Gene Ontology annotation, molecular function: oxidoreductase activity, acting on NAD(P)H, oxygen as acceptor. The record is from RefSeq and is a predicted model, not a curated record.
AUGACUAGACUAAAUGGCAAGACUGCCGUGAUCACCGGCGGCGCUACCGGCAUCGGUCUCGCAACGGCGACGCGCUUCAUCCAGGAGGGUGCAUUUGUCUUUAUCUUUAGUCGCCGACAAGAAGCACUCGACAAGGCUUUAGUUAACCUUGGGCCAAAUGCCCGAGCGGUAAAGGGUUCAGUUUCCAACCUGGCGGACCUUGACCGUCUCUAUGCAGCGGUAAAAGCCGAGCGCGGAACUCUCGACAUCGUCUUCGCAAACGCCGGCGCGGGAAGCCAACUUCCUCUUGGGAAGAUCACCAUGGAGCACUGUGACGAAAUCCUUGACACCAAUGUGAAGGGUUCGGUUUUUACGGUCCAGAAGGCACUGCCAUUGAUGGGCAAGGGCGGUUCGAUCAUCCUGACCGGAUCAAGCGCUGGCACCACGGGUGCCCCGGCAUUUAGCCUCUAUGGCUCAAGCAAGGCCGCUGUGCGCAACCUUGCGCGGACCUGGGCGGAGGACCUGAAAGGCACCGGCAUUCGAGUAAACGUGCUAUCGCCCGGGCCGACGGCGACCGAACUCGCGAAGGAAGCCCUAGGCGAAGAGGGCCAGAAAGUCUUUGCCAUGCAGAAUCCACUCCAGCGCAUGGCUGAUCCGGGGGAAAUCGGGGCGGUGGCUGCUUUUCUCGCGUCGCAUGACAGCAGCUUUAUGACAGCUAGCGAGGUCGCCGUCGACGGUGGUCUUGCGCAAAUCUAG